Messenger RNA from Cucurbitaria berberidis CBS 394.84, 809 nucleotides. RefSeq lists its product as uncharacterized. The transcript is spliced from 3 exons. Gene Ontology annotation, molecular function: oxidoreductase activity. The coding region runs from base 71 to 562 and encodes 163 amino acids. The record is from RefSeq and is a predicted model, not a curated record. NCBI's taxonomy places the organism in Eukaryota, Fungi, Ascomycota, Dothideomycetes, Pleosporales, Cucurbitariaceae.
CUCGACUUCUUUCUUUUCCCCGUUCUUUAGAUUCAAGGACGUCACGCCCUUGAGCUUAAACUCUUGGGCCAUGGUUGCGUGUGUUGACGUGAAUGUAGCUCUUUCUCUACCUGUCCCUAAAAACGAUGGAGCUUGCGCGCAUUUGACUGGUUUAGAGAUUCCAUGCGUUCCCUUGUCAGCGACCUCAGGAGGCCGGCCAGACGAUUGGAACUCUAUACCAGGAGCGAGAGGCUGCACUCCACAGGCUUGCAGCUUUCGCAAUGAAAUGGCCGAGCUACGCAGACUAGGUGUGAAGAACGUGUUCGGAGUGUCGACUCAAGAUGCUUCGUAUCAAGCAGAGGCUAAAGAGCGGUUGCACCUUCCCUACCAAUUACUUUCAGAUGGGAGACUGGAAUUUGCAAAAGCGCUGAAGCUACCAACCCUUGAAUGGAAAAACAAGACGCUGAUCAAACGACUUGCUUUGGCUACCCAAAACGGCACGAUUGUCAAGGUUUGGUACCCGGUCUUCCCUCCUGACACAAACGCGAGGGACGUGGUCGAUUGGCUGGCGAUGAAAAAUUAGAGUACGCAGGUACCAUUUCGUUCACCUGAAACAACCUUGUGGGCUCAGGAGUCAGGAACGAACCCUGGACCUCAUGACUCGUCAUCUACAGUACUCCACAACACCGUGCCCGGGUAUGCUACUAUGCGACCAAGAGUAUCGCAACGUUGCGAAACCGUCAGAUAUCAAAACAUCUCCAACUGUGCAGCUUUACAGCCUUUUCUGUACAUCUCAAUCGCUCUACUAUUGCUUUUGAUGCAUGGGCGGC